Molecule: messenger RNA, 3736 nt
Organism: Rhodotorula graminis WP1
Lineage: Eukaryota; Fungi; Basidiomycota; Microbotryomycetes; Sporidiobolales; Sporidiobolaceae
Exons: 11
Coding region: 1-3564 (1187 amino acids)
Biological process (GO): gluconeogenesis; pyruvate metabolic process
Cellular component (GO): cytoplasm
Molecular function (GO): ATP binding; pyruvate carboxylase activity; metal ion binding
Source: RefSeq, a predicted model, not a curated record
AUGUCGACAACCCGCAGGCCGUCCCGCCCGCAAUCGCCCAGUGGCGGUGGCACGCCCAGCAUCAACUCGCUCCGCCGCGUCGGCCGCAGCCAGCCCCUCAAGAAGAUCCUCGUCGCCAACCGCGGUGAAAUCGCCAUCCGCGUGUUCCGCACCGCCCACGAGCUCGGCAUGACGUCGGUCGCCAUCUACUCGCACGAGGACCGCUACUCGGCGCACCGCAACAAGGCCGACGAGGCCUACAUGGUCGGCAAGGGCCUCACGCCCGUCGCCGCCUACCUCGCCCAGGACGACAUCAUCAAGGCAUCGCUCUCGACGUGCCACGGCGUCACGAUGAUCCACCCGGGCUACGGCUUCCUCUCCGAGAACGCCGAGUUCGCCAAGAAGGUCGAGGCGGCCGGCCUCAUCUUCAUCGGCCCGCAGCCGCAGGUCAUCGACGGCCUCGGCGACAAGAUCAAGGCGCGCCAGCUCGCCCAGAAGAUCCAGGUCCCCGUCGUGCCCGGCACGCCCGGCGCCAUCGAGAAGUUCGAGGAGGCCGACGCGUUCGUCAAGGAGCACGGCUUCCCCGUCAUCAUCAAGGCCGCCAUGGGCGGUGGAGGACGCGGCAUGCGCGUCGUGCGCGACCAGGAGUCGUUCGAGGGCGCGUUCAAGUCGGCCGUGAGCGAGGCCAAGGCCGCGUUCGGCGACGGCACCGUCUUUGUCGAGCGCUUCCUCGACAAGCCCAAGCACAUCGAGGCGCAGCUCCUCGGCGACUCGCAGGGCAACGUCGUCCACCUGUUUGAGCGCGACUGCUCGGUCCAGCGCCGCCACCAGAAGGUCGUCGAGCUGGGCCCGGCCCCGAGCUUCCCCGAGGAGAUGCGCCAGCAGCUCCUGUCGAGCGCCGUCAAGAUCGCCAAGGAGGUCGGCUACCGCAACGCCGGCACGUGCGAGUUCCUCGUCGACUCGCGCGGGUACUACUUCAUCGAGAUCAACCCCCGCAUCCAGGUCGAGCACACCGUCACCGAGGAGAUUACGGGCAUCGACAUCAUCGCCGCCCAGAUCCAGAUUGCCGCCGGCGCGUCGCUCCCCGAGCUUGGCCUCACGCAGGACUCGAUCACCAAGCGUGGCUACGCCAUCCAGUGCCGCAUCACGACCGAGGACCCGGCGAGGGGCUUCCAGCCCGACACGGGCAAGAUCGAGGUGUACCGCUCAGCCGGCGGCAACGGCGUCCGCCUCGACGCGUCGUCGGGCUUCGCCGGCGCCCAGAUCACGCCGCACUACGACUCGCUCCUCGUCAAGUGCACGACCCGUGGUGCCACGUUCGAGAUCGCGCGCCGCAAGAUGCUGCGCGCCCUCGUCGAGUUCCGCAUCCGCGGCGUGCGCACCAACAUCCCGUUCCUGUUCCGCGUCCUGUCGCACCCGGCGUUCGUCGAGGGCCGCACCUGGACGACUUUCAUCGACGACACGCCCGAGCUCUUCAACCUCGUCACGUCGCAGAACCGCGCCCAGAAGCUCCUGUCGUACCUCGGCGACCUCGCCGUCAACGGCUCGUCGAUCAAGGGCCAGCAGGGCGAGCCCGGCCUGCGCGAGGAGAUCCCGAUCCCGUCGUUCGUCGACCCCAAGGACGAGACCAAGCCGCUCGACACGUCCAAGCCGUGCGAGACGGGCUGGCGCAACAUCAUCGUCGAGAAGGGCCCCGAGGCGUUCGCCAAGGCCGUGCGCGACUACCCGGGCGUCCUCAUCAUGGACACGACGUGGCGCGACGCCCACCAGUCGCUCCUCGCGACCCGUCUGCGCACGAUCGACAUGGCCAACAUUGCGCGCGAGACGUCGCACGCGCUCCAGAACGCGUACGCGCUCGAGUGCUGGGGCGGCGCCACGUUCGACGUCGCGAUGCGCUUCCUGUACGAGGACCCGUGGGAGCGCCUGCGCACCCUGCGCAAGCUCGUGCCCAACAUCCCGUUCCAGGCGCUCGUGCGCGGCGCCAACGCCGUCGGCUACACGUCGUACCCGGACAACGCCAUCUACGAGUUCUCGAAGAAGGCGGUCGAGAACGGCCUCGACAUCUUCCGCGUGUUCGACUCGCUCAACUACAUCGAGAACAUGCGCCUCGGCAUCGAUGCGGCCAAGAAGGCCGGCGGCGUCAUCGAGGCCGCCAUCUGCUACACGGGCGACGUCGCCAACCCCAAGGGCCACGGCAAGUACACGCUCGAGUACUACCUCGAGUUUGCGCAGCAGCUCGUCGACUGCGGCAUCCACGUGCUCGCCAUCAAGGACAUGGCCGGCCUCCUCAAGCCCGAGGCGGCGACCCUCCUCGUCGGCGCGCUCCGCAAGAAGUUCCCCGACAUGCCGAUCCACGUCCACUCGCACGACACGGCCGGCAUCUCGGUCUCGUCGAUGCUCGCGUGCGCCGCCGCGGGCGCCGACGUCGUCGACGUCGCGAUCGACAGCAUGUCGGGCAUGACCUCGCAGCCGUCCAUGGGCGCCGUGUGCUCGGCCCUCGAGCAGACCAAGCUCGGGACGGGCAUCUCGUACGCCAACAUCCAGGCGCUCAACCUGUACUGGUCCAACGUGCGCCACCUGUACCAGUGCUUCGAGGCCAACGUCCGCUCGUCCGACUCGGGCGUGUUCGAGCACGAGAUGCCCGGCGGCCAGUACACGAACCUCAUGUUCCAGUCGCAGCAGCUCGGCCUCUCGGGCCAGUGGAAGGCCGUCGUCAAGGCCUACAUCGAGGCCAACCAGCUGUGCGGCGACAUCGUCAAGGUGACGCCGUCGUCCAAGGUCGUCGGCGAUUUUGCCCAGUUCAUCGUCGCCAACAAGCUCACCAAGGACGAGGUCAUCGAGCGUGCGGGCGAGCUCGACUUCCCGUCGUCGGUCGUCGAGUUCUUCCAGGGCUUCCUCGGCCAGCCCGUCGGCGGCUUCCCCGAGCCGCUGCGGUCCAAGAUCAUCCGCGACAAGCAGCGCAUCGACGGUCGCCCGGGCGCCGGCAUGGAGCCGUACCCCUUUGCCGAGGUCCGCGAGCAACUCGUCGAGAAGUUCGGCAGCUCGAUCACCUCGUGCGACGUGGCGAGCUACAGCAUGUACCCCAAGGUGUUCGAGGAGUUCAAGGAGUUCACGCUCAAGUACGGCGACCUGUCGACCCUCCCGACCCGCUACUUCCUCGCGAAGCCGCCCGUUGGAGAGGAGAUUGCCGUCCCGAUCGACCAGGGCAAGACGCUCCUCAUCAAGCUCGUCGCCGUGUCGCCGGUCAACGCCGUCACGGGCAUGCGCGAGGUCCUCUUCGAGCUCAACGGCGAGGCUCGUCUCGUCCAGAUUGAGGACAAGUCGGCCGCCAUCGACCAGGUUCGUCGCGAGCGCGCGUCGAAGGAGCCCGGCUCGGUCGGCUCGCCCAUGGCCGGCGUCGUCGUCGAGGUCCUCGUCAAGGAGGGCAGCACCGUCAAGGCCGGCGACCCGCUCGCCACCAUGUCGGCCAUGAAGAUGGAGACCAACGUCUCGGCGCCCGUCUCGGGCAAGGUUAAGCGCAUCACGGUGCAGGCCGGCGACUCGCUGUCGCAGGGCGACCUCGUCGUCGAGAUCGUGCACGCCUGAGCAUCGCUCUCGGACCCCUCCUCGCGACCCCUUUCCCCUUCUCUCCCCGAUACCGCUCGCCUGUCUAGAAGCUUCACCUCGUCCCUCUCUUGCGCGUCCUUCUCUCUUCCGUUCAGUUCGUCUGCGCCUCUCCACCGUCCCUCGAAAUCGAAACCUCGCAGUGCCUCUUUCU